UCCGCGGCCUUCGGGAGGGCUCGUGCCUCUCCUCGGCCGCCGUAGUUGAAUGGAAAAAAAACCAACAAAACACGGUUUCCCGGCAACAAGAAAACACAACCUGAACCAUCGGCUCCAGCUCUGAGAGACCUAAGAGGUACAAUAGGCAGUUCUUCCCAAGGAGAUGUCGAUUCCAUUCUCCAGCACCCACUACCGAAUUCCACAAGGAUUUCGGAAUCUUCUUGAAGGGCUCACACGCGAGAUUCUGAGGGAGCAACCAGACAAUAUACCAGCUUUUGCAGCAGCAUAUUUUGAUAAUCUUCUAGAGAAAAGAGAGAAAACCAACUUUGAUCCAGCAGAAUGGGGGACUAAGGUAGAUGACCGCUUCUAUAACAACCAUGCAUUCAAGGAGCCAGAACCACUGGAGAAAUGUGAGCCUGGAAAAGAAAAGUCUCAGACAUCUAUGAAAGAGGUGAUAGCCUUAAAUGAAUCUUCUGAAGAAGACAGGGACGUGGAGGAAAAUGCUGCUCUCAAAAUCCAAGCAGCCUUCCGGGGACACUUAGCCAGAAAGGAGGUAAAGAAAAUGAAAUCGAGUGAUCUUCAAGAAAAAACAGAGGAAAAUUGAGUGAGGAGACUGGCUUUACCCCCAGAAAACACGAAAAAAUCCAAAUCCAUCAACCUUGUUGUGACUGUCUUUUUUUUCUUAAUAAGUGAGAUUUGAUGUAGUGAAAUAUCAUUUGUUGCUGUUGUGAAAACCUGUCGUGAGCAUUUGUUUAAUAAACGUGCCAU
Molecule: messenger RNA, 768 nt
Organism: Mesoplodon densirostris (Blainville's beaked whale)
Lineage: Eukaryota; Metazoa; Chordata; Mammalia; Artiodactyla; Ziphiidae
Gene: SPA17
Product: sperm autoantigenic protein 17
Exons: 5
Coding region: 164-604 (146 amino acids)
Biological process (GO): binding of sperm to zona pellucida
Cellular component (GO): membrane; sperm fibrous sheath; sperm principal piece
Molecular function (GO): calmodulin binding
Source: RefSeq, a predicted model, not a curated record